Messenger RNA from Trichoderma virens Gv29-8, 1597 nucleotides. RefSeq lists its product as uncharacterized. The record is from RefSeq and is a predicted model, not a curated record. Lineage: Eukaryota; Fungi; Ascomycota; Sordariomycetes; Hypocreales; Hypocreaceae. The transcript has a single exon. Gene Ontology annotation, cellular component: nucleoplasm; nucleolus. Bases 114 to 1352 code for a protein of 412 amino acids.
CUGCGAUAGACGGCAAUAGAUAUUAUCUUUUUUUUCUCCCCCCCUGAAUUUUCCCAUAUUCAGGUCCAAUUGGGAUUCACGACUGUUUGACAAGUCAUUCAGCUGUUUCUCACAUGUCCAGCGCAUCUGCAAAACCACCUUCCUGGCUCUUCUCCAACAACACCAACAACAACCCUACCAACAAGAGCCACACGAGCACCUCUCCAGCAACCACCAGCACAAACGACGACGAAAUGGCCAAGUCAAAAACUUCCACCGACAACGGCGCCGAGGCUCAAUCCCAGCCCCCCGCCCAGCUGCUCGACCUGGUAGAGCAGUUCCUCUCCGACAACGCCUUCGCCAGCGCCCUCAGCGCCUUUAAGAAGCAGCGGGCCAAGAAGGGCUGGGGCGAGGCCUCUGAGGCCAGCAGCAGCGGAACUACCCUGGUGGGCGUUUUUCAGGCCUGGCAGAACGCCGCCAAGGCCCCCGCCGACCGAGAUGUCGACAUGGACGACUCCAGCAGCUCGAGUUCCAGCUCAGACAGCUCCAGCUCCAGCGACAGCAGUGAUAGCAGCGAGAGCGAGAGCGAGAGCGAGAGCGAGGACGAGAAGCCUGCUUUCCGCGCAAAGUCUCCUCCCAAGGGAAACAAGAACUUGAAGCGCAAGGCGCCCGCAAGCUCAAGUUCCAGCUCGAGCUCCGACUCUAGCUCGUCCGAUUCCAGCUCGGACUCGGACGACGAGAAGCCCAGCGCCAAGAAGCAAAAGGUUGCUCCUGCUUCCGACUCGGACUCAGACUCUGACUCUGAUUCCGACUCCGAAUCGAGCUCCGAGUCGAGCUCCUCAGACGAGAGCUCCAGCUCCGACGAAAGCUCCGACAGCGAGUCUGAAGUCGAGGCCGCAGUCGCCGCCAAAGUGCCCCUCCCCGACUCUUCCUCCGACUCAUCUUCCGACUCCUCCUCAGACUCGGAUUCCUCCUCCGAUGACGACGACAAGAAGAAGAAGAAGACCAACAACACCAAAAAGGUCAACGGCGUCUCCAAAAAGGCCUCCGCCGACGAGUCCGCCCCCUCCGACUCCUCCGUCACAAUCGACUCCCUGCCCAACCCCCCCUUACCCCCCAACCCGCGCGACCUGCCCAACGGCAAGAAGCCCAAGAACGAGCCCUUCUCGCGCAUCCCCAAGGACAUCAAGGUCGACCCCAAGUUCGCCUCUAACGAGUACGUCUCCAUCAGCUACUCCCAGCGCGCCCACGAGGACCUCAUCGUCACAAAGGGCAAGGGCUUCACCAAGGAGAAGAACAAGAAGAAGAGGGGCAACUUCCGCGCCGGCCUCAUUGAUAUUGACGAGAAGAAGAGUAUCUACUUUGAUGACUAAUUGGAGAGAGAGAGAGAGAGAGAAAAGAGGUACGUAAAUAGUACUUCUAUAAAAAAGAGAGGUUCAAGGAAGCUUCUAGGGGUGCAUUCAACAGCCGGUGUUUAAGGGCGGCGCCUUUGUCUAUUUUUCAAAAAGUCGUUUUUCCUUUUUCUUUUAUUGUCCAUUUCCUAGAACAUUUUUUACAACUUUUGUUAGAAUAUGCUUCAUUUUUUUUCUCUUAAUCCAUGAUAUUUUCAAAUAUAUUC